This is a messenger RNA of Melopsittacus undulatus (budgerigar), 675 nucleotides long. Its product is annotated as ceramide synthase-like. Lineage: Eukaryota; Metazoa; Chordata; Aves; Psittaciformes; Psittaculidae. Gene Ontology annotation, biological process: lipid homeostasis; ceramide biosynthetic process. The record is from RefSeq and is a predicted model, not a curated record. Gene Ontology annotation, molecular function: sphingosine N-acyltransferase activity. Gene Ontology annotation, cellular component: endoplasmic reticulum; membrane. The coding region runs from base 22 to 675 and encodes 217 amino acids. The transcript is spliced from 3 exons.
UAUGGGUCUCUAUGUGUCUCUAUGGGUCUCUAUGGGUCUGCCCCACAGCUCUGGCGUCAGGGUAAAGGGGAUUUCUUCCUGGGCUGUUUGCUGCUGGCAGAGCUGAGCACUCCCUGUGUGUGCCUGAGCAAGGUGCUCAUCCUGCUAGGCCGCCAGCACACUGCCCUCCACCGCCUCAACGGCCUCACCCUCCUCAUCACCUUCCUCCUGUGCCGGGUCCUCCUCUUCCCCUACCUAUACUACACCUAUGGACGCCAUAGGGGCCUGCCCCUCCUCCGCGUGCCCGCCGCCCUGCCCCCCGCCACCAACAUGGCCGCCGCCGCCCUCCUGGCCCCACAGCUCUACUGGUUCGGCCUCAUCUGCAGGGGGGCUUGGAGGAUGAUGGGGGCGAGGACACACACGGAGCGAGGGGGGGAAAGCCCCAUAACGAGGCCCAUAGAGAGCCCCAAAGUGGGGCCCAUAGAGAGCCCUAUAAUGGGCCCCAUUGAGAGCCCCAAAGUGGGGCCCAUAGAGACCCCUAUAAUGGGCCCCAUUGAGAGCCCCAAAGUGGGACCCAUUGAGAGCCCCAUAACGAGGCCCAUAGAGAGCCCUAUAAUGGGCCCCAUUGAGAGCCCCAUAGGGAGCCCCAUAGUGGGACCCAUAGAGAGCCCCAGCCCGCAGCGCCACCCCCCCUGA